GAUCUAUAAGAGAAUGAGAUUCACACAGACCAAUAACAGUCUUGGAAAUAUGUCACAGUAUACAGAAUAACAUAAUAAUAAUAAUAAUAAUAAUAAUAAUAAUAAUAAUAAUAAUAAUAAUAAUAAUAAUAAUGAUUCAAAUCAGCAUUGUAUUUGUAUGACAUGUUGGAUGGGACUUAUACUCAUCAAUAAAACAUUUAAAUUCCUGUUUAUAUUAUUUUGUAUAUAUCAUUAAAACUGCUAAUUUCUUUGGACCUUAAAAGUGUGUCCAGGCUUCUUAUACUUAUAUAUUAUAUCUAUAUAUUGAUGUAACACAUAAGGCAUGUAAAACAUUUUUACACUGUGUAGAAAAAAAGGUGUAAUUACCUCAUAUUAAUUACCUUUCACAUCAUUACUUUACACAAGCUUGUGUGAGUGUUGGUCUGACCUGAAGUGAGCUGGUGACCUUGAUUAUGUUUCGCUUGGUAGUGAGAAACUUGCUUUGCUGUGUGUGUGGGGCGAUAGAUGAUCAUACUGUUGAAUCUUUGUGCUCGGUGCCGUCUGAUACUCCUCCCUCGCUCUCGCGUUCACUCAGCAAAGUGCGAUUGCGUCUGUGUAUGGAAUAACUUCCACCACACAGUGGAGCGAAGCCUGGCAUGGUGGAACAAACUAUAAAUAAACCCAUUUCCUGUGCAGUUAAAAGCAGACUGACAUGGAUGAAGGAAGCAUCAGGAAGAGGAAGGAGUCUCACAACGGCUCCACCGGCCGCAGCGUGAACGGUCGGACUAAAGACAAGCGACCUGAGAAGGCGACGGUGCUUCAAAAAGAUGUUGGUCUGUUUAGUGGCGUCUGUCUGAUUGUGGGAACCAUGAUUGGUUCAGGCAUUUUCAUAUCUCCGAAGGCUGUUCUGCUGUACUCUGGAGCUGUGGGACCCUGCCUCAGCAUCUGGGCUACCUGUGGUGUGUUGUCCACUAUCGGAGCACUGUGCUAUGUUGAGCUUGGCACCAUGAUCACCAAGUCAGGAGGGGAGUAUCCCUAUUUAAUGGAGGCCUUUGGUUCUGUCGUGGCCUAUCUUUACACCUGGACCUCUGUCAUGGUACUGAAGCCUUCCUCCUUCGCCAUCAUCACACUGAGCUUUGCAGAAUAUGCCUCUGCUCCUUUCUACUCCGGCUGCACUCCUCCCCUUGUUGUUACCAAGUGUCUGUCAGCAGCAGCUAUAUUUUUGAUCAGUAUCGUCAAUUGCUUGAGCGUCAAACUGGCAAACUACGUGCAGAACUUCUUCACUGCGGCCAAACUUUUCAUCAUUUUUGUCCUAGUAGGAGCUGGCAUCUUCAUGUUGGCACAAGGAAAAACUGAGACUCUGUCAAAUGCAUUUGAUGGCCCAUCGCCAUCUGUUGGAGCAGUCGGACUUGCGUUUUAUAAUGGGCUCUGGGCGUAUGAUGGAUGGAAUCAACUGAAUUUCAUCACAGAAGAGCUGAAAGACCCAUACAGGAACCUGCCACUGGCGAUUAUGAUUGGGAUCCCUCUGGUGACUGUGUGCUAUGUGAUGGUCAACGUCGCCUACUUCACUGUUCUGACUCCCACUGAACUGCUGCUGUCUCCAGCCGUAGCUGUGACCUUUGGAGACAGAGUCCUCUAUCCUAUGUCAUGGAUCGUUCCUCUCUUUGUUGUCUUUUCCACAUUCGGCUCUGCCAACGGAAGCUGCUUCACCGCCGGCAGACUGGCGUAUGUGGCUGGUAGAGAGGGACACAUGGUGAAAAUCUUGUCCUAUGUUAGUGUGAGGCGCUGCACUCCAGCCCCUGCUCUCAUAUUCAACGGUUUUUUGGGCAUUUUCUACAUUAUCCCAGCAGACAUCAACACCCUCAUUAACUACUUCAGCUUUGCCCAGUGGGCAUUUUACGGUAUGGCGGCACUUGCUCUCAUAGUCAUGCGCUUCACCCGGAAGGAGAUGCAUAGACCAGUAAAGGUACCGAUUGUCAUACCAGGUCUGAUGCUGGUAGUGUCCUGCUACUUAGUCCUGGCUCCCAUUAUUGAAGAGCCACAGAUAGAGCACCUCUACUGUACCAUCUUCAUCUUCAGUGGGCUACUCUUCUACUAUCCUUUUAUCUACCGGAAGGUUGACUGGGCACGCAGACUCAUGAGACCCAUCACGAUGCAUCUCCAGCUGCUGAUGGAAGUGGUUCCUUCUGAGCAAGCUGAGUGGGAGGGGACAGAGGCGACUGAAAACAGCAGACCGUGAAUGUGCCGCUCAGAGCAGCUCUAAGCUAAACAUCAGAGCUCACCUCUGUUGAAUAGCUGCACGAUAACGGUAAACGGGGAGUGCACUGUGUUCAUGAUCCUGUGCACAAGGGUGAGAUUAAACUGUUUGUCAUUUGGGUUCAUUGAUGAAAAAAGAGGAUUUGUGUUUCUGAAAUGUGUCCUGUAGUUGCAGUAUGUUACGGAAGAGCUGGACUGACCAUAUUGUCAUGAUGUCUCUCCCCUCACGGAAAAUAAAUCACUCACACAAACAUACCUUUAGUUAUUGUUCCCCUACAAUUGAAAAAGAUGUUAGUCAGUAGUUUACUACACAACCUUUUUAUAAAAUGAAAAAAAUGAAAUAAAAAAUGUAAGCUAUCUUCAUGUA
This is a messenger RNA of Acanthopagrus latus (yellowfin seabream), 2602 nucleotides long. It is a transcript of the gene slc7a9, whose product is annotated as solute carrier family 7 member 9. The record is from RefSeq and is a predicted model, not a curated record. The coding region runs from base 692 to 2218 and encodes 508 amino acids. The transcript has 13 exons. Gene Ontology annotation, biological process: amino acid transmembrane transport. NCBI's taxonomy places the organism in Eukaryota, Metazoa, Chordata, Actinopteri, Spariformes, Sparidae. Gene Ontology annotation, molecular function: L-amino acid transmembrane transporter activity. Gene Ontology annotation, cellular component: membrane.